Messenger RNA from Monomorium pharaonis (pharaoh ant), 9045 nucleotides. RefSeq names its product mucin-17 (gene gukh). Bases 1351 to 6504 code for a protein of 1717 amino acids. The record is from RefSeq and is a predicted model, not a curated record. NCBI's taxonomy places the organism in Eukaryota, Metazoa, Arthropoda, Insecta, Hymenoptera, Formicidae. The transcript has 11 exons.
UUUAAUUUAUUGGUCACAUUAACCCUCCGUAGGCAACCACAUUUUUAUUUACUCCGAAGGCAAUUUGAGUCUUUUAUGUCUAAUCUAUAUUUUUUUAACUGUUCUAAACUUACAAAUAAUCUAAAAAAAUUUGGGAUUACGUUUCGACAUCUUUGUUGCAUUAAAUCAGUUAUUUAACUCAAAUGUUAAAACUUUUAUUCAAUAAAAAUUGAAAUUUAACUAGUGAACUUUGAAAGUAAACUAGCGUUUUGUGUAAAAAAAGACUUAAAUUGUCUACGGCAGAUUAACAUGCAAUAUGUGUAUUAUAGUAUCUACCACGGAGGAUAACUUGCUUGAGUUCAAUUCCUCGAUCUUCUUAGUUUCGAGUUAUAAAAUACGUAGAUUUGAAGUUGCGUGGCUCUGAAGUUGGUGCUCCAAUUCCUACAUUAUUCGUUGUUGGUCAAACGAAAAUCACCUCGCGCAAAAACUAUUCCUUUUAUUAUUAAUAUUUUAUUAUUCCAAUGUCUUCUUCACUAAAAGUUAUCAGUGCAUCAUUAUAAAUUUUUAAUACGAAAAGUAAUGAUAAGAAAACACGUAGACCGACGCGUGAAAAAGAGAUGACAAAAUGACGUUUCAUAACGGCAGCAGAUACCAUCGCGCGGCCAUGUUGGUAUCGGUAGAUGCCGCUGGCGGUCUGUCUGGCUAGACAGCUGGUAAAGGCGCCUUUUACACGCGCGCUUGAAUGGGAGAACCAGCCGGCUGCUCGGCGACUGGCUGCCGGACCGGCCGGCACUUCGCGUACCAUCGUCGCGACGCGCGGUACAUUCGCCGACCGACGUGCGCCGUCGUCACGCGUGUUCUCCGCGUCCCCCCUUUCCCAUUCAAGCGCGAGUUUCGCGCCUUUCCCCCCCCCCUCCCUCCUCCGUAGGAAAAGUUCGCGUGUAAGAGUCUCGCAAGUGGCGGCGGUAUUUUCGAAGGAUCCGUCGCGAGAGAUGCCGCGAUCCACGCGCGACUUCCGAAAUUCGUGACGCGCGCCGCGUGUUGCUCCGAUCUCUCUCGCGAGGUCCGACAGGAGUGCGGAGUGAAAGUGUGCCGGAGGAAAUAAGAUAGGAAAAACAAGCUGCGGUAAUAGAAGGAUAUACACGUGUGUGCGGCAUGAGGUCGUGCCGGCGGCGGCACGGAGGACCCGCGGAAGGAUUCGGCCGAUCUCGCGGAUCGGCGAUGCGCCGGCGGUGCUCCGGUGAUGAGGGGAAUCGGCGUCGACGCAACUGAGGUGUGUUAUGCAGCGCGAGUGCGGCCAAUCGGGAAUACAUUACCCGCACCAUCAGCUAGCAAGCCGCCGGCACCGCCGCCGUCGUCGUUGCCGUCGUGAUGCCGUUUGUGAUGCGAAAGAUAGAGCCGCGGCACGUGUGCCGCGGCCACGUGCCGGCGGGUUCGCACCCGGGUUGGCCAGUGGGCGCCGAGCUCGAGGCGGUGGCGAACGGUGCCCUUACCAGCUCCCUGAAGCAGCUCGCCUCCCUCCUGACCGUCGCGGAGGACAUCUUCGCGGGCCUCACCGCCGAGCUGGCCCAGGUCGCCGAGAGAAGCGGCCACCUGCGUCGCAAGCUCGACAAGGUCGAAGAGCGGCUCAGCACCGUCGACCCCAAGAAGAUACCAGUCCCGGAAUCGGAUAUCUGUACUUUCGCGGCGAGAACGGAGCAUUUUCACGUCACGAAUAAACCAUCGAAGGGACUGUUCACGGCGGACACAAGGCCGAAGGCCCUGAGGGAGUUGUACGAGCUCGCUGCCAUAGUCGCCGUACGAAGUUUGGAUUCCUUGAGGAGGAAUGGCAGCUCGAUGGAUAUGUUCCUUUGCACGCCGGUCCUCGGUAAGAGGAGACGUGAUCACAGCCUCGACAUUGAGUCUAGAGUCCCGGCUGCUAUCGAGGAUCUUCGAAGGUGGACGUCCACCGAAGCGCUCGGCGACGUCACCGUACCACCGGACUGCUCGUCCAGGAUCUUAGCCGACACGACCAGCGACGAUGCCGUCGAUCACAAGCUACCUAGCCCCGAGGAACAGGUUCAGGCUAUCGCACUCAAAUUCCCAGCGGAAAUCGUAGCGGUGGAUGUGAGCGGACGAGGUUUCGAAAGAAUGUCGAUGAGGAGGAGGUCCUUGCUGUCAGGGCCAGAGACUCAGGAAACGGCGGUGAAGAGGAGAUCGCGGCCACGCAGACCGAGAGGGAAGAGACGAAAUACGAUCGCCGGUACCGAUCAGAAGGAGAUUCGACAGGCUAUCGGAGGGGAGACAACUGGCGACGAGCCCGAGGAGACGAUGCCAAGCGCCACGCCGAGAGCGCAUCGCUCUGCGAGCACGGACGUCUUGGGCUCCACGAAGAAGGACUCACCCACGGAAAAGAAAUCGCACUUCAACACACUGAAGGCAUGGGGCAGGUCCAGACUGAAGCUGAUCAGUCCGAAAUCGAGUCAGCAGCAACAGCAGCAGCAGCAGCAGCAGCAGCAGGAAUCGACGGUAGUCAGCGCGGAGAGGAACGAGCAGCAGGCUCAGGGCCAAACAAGAUCACCAGACGAGAUCAAUAUUUACGAAACGGUGACUACGAGGCGCAGGAGGGACAAGUCACACGAGAGGAAGCCGAGCUCGUCCAGUUCGAGCGGCAAGAGCACGGCCAGCAUACCAGUGUCAGUGCCGAGCACGGACAACAAACAGCCGAGCGUGAAAUUGCGCGAGAGCGCCGCCCAGAGGCGAGAACGACGAAAGGGCAGCAACCGCGACGAUGCCCCGCACUCGAGCUCCGGAAACUGGAGCGCCUCGUCAGAGAGUGGAAGAGCCAGCAUCGGCAGUGAAACCACCACCACCACGCAUCAGCCCAGAUCCACGACGACGGCUUCAAUCGGCACAUCCUCCACUUCCCUAAGUCACAUGAGGCGACUGAAAGGAAGAGACACCUCAGCCUCGUCCUCGGUAACCUCCGAAGGUACCCUAACACCGGACAUCAUACAGGACAUCACGGUGGUGCCCUUUUCCGACGAUGGCGAAACAUCGUCAGUGUACUCCUGCGACACAGAGGGAUAUUACACUUCGUUUCACAUGGACUCGGGCCUGAAAACCCUUAGAGAGGAGGAACCCAUGCCACAAAGUCCUUUGACCAAAACUAACGACGUCGGCACGGAUGCCGCUUCGCCAAUCGUCGAGAACGAGUAUGAAUUAUUUGGCAGAGGAUCAACUUCCACAACGACUAGCUCAGCCGGAACAGUUUGCACCGCUCUUAUGGCACCACCGCCUCCCGAGCGCAAGUCCAGUCUUACGGUGGUUGCUAUGGUUCAUGGUCAAAAUCAAAACGGUGGCGAAUCGCCCGAUAGCGGUCACAACACAUCUUCGUCUCCCGUUGAAUCUGCCUCGAGUCCGGCCUGCACUGGCCGUUCCUGUUCCGAGUUCGAAUAUUCAGAGUCCAGCGAUCUAGAGGGCUGCGAGCGAAUCGAAAGAAUUCGCUCAAAGACGGCAAUUACGACUAGUCGGAUACCAUCGAUGUGCGUGAUUACGCCACCCGUAUCUGACGACGAACACGUGAGAGAGACGGAUCAGGGUGAGAAGAAGACGAACGAACCAACGAGAAGAACUGAACUUCAAAGCGGCGUUUCGAUAUUAAUGUCUGCAACCGUCGGCACUUCCAAAAUGGAGGUGAUUAAUGGCCAGGAUAAAAAUCUGUAUGCCACCGUACAAGUGUUACCGGCGGCAGCCAAUAACGAUAGACCGACAACGACAGGCCAAUCGUCGUCGUCGAUGAAAAUCAGUCCGCUGAGCGGCGUUCUGGGUAAACUUCGUGGCGUACUUCCGGGCAAGAAGCACGCCACGAAGAUCGGCGCCGUGCAGGAGUUGUCGAAUGCAGACUCCGGCGACUAUGUGACCAUAGCCGACGUGAGGAACAAUAACGACAAACGCCCCGCGGGCCCGAUUUCGUCUUCGUCAUCGUCGUCGUCGUCGUCGUCAGGCAUGACCGCUGUCCGACCGACUACCACCUACGCCAAUACCGACAUCUUCAAGAAGGACGCAGAGUACGUGAGUCUAAGCGAGUUGCCGAAGAAACCGGAUUCAUCGUUAGAAAGGAAGAGACAAGGCGCUCGAGUCACUUUAGAUUCCGAAGGCAAAGUUGUUUACUCAUCCGACAGCCUGAAAAGAAGGAAGGGAGCGCACACGACGUUUAAUCCAGGUCCCUUCGUCAGAGAAGGAGUGUCACCGAGUCCGUCGCCAUUACUACAUCGCGCGAUGCCGAAUAUUCGCGCCGUCACGAGGAGCGCCGAUGCAGUGGACGCUCCGAACGUUAGGAUCACACCGCCGACGUCACCUCAACUGGGCAAACUAAUCAUUCGGGCGGCGCGAAGUCCCGAUCGCGCUACCAGCCCGGAUUACGUGCGCACACUGGCAACCGUGGUCGGUCCCACGAGCCCGACCAAUCCCCACAGACAAGUCCGCGGAGCUUACGUCAACGUGCAAGGCGACGAAGACAACACUUUACUGUCUAUACCUCCGGAAUCCAUACCACCGCAAGCAAUCGUUCAACCGCCGCCCUACAUCGCCCCACCGAAACCGGAGGAUCGACAAAAAUCACAUAAAUAUCAAGAGAUCCUAAAGGACACACAGCCACCGAAUCUGCGAGCCUAUCCCGAGAACGAGAAGCAAUCGAUCGCGCAAAACCAAGACUUUUACGAUCCUCGUCGAAACAUCCAACAAUAUGACAACCGCAAAAACCUUCUCGAUCAGCAGAGGAUAUCGAACUAUGAAUAUCAGCAACGAGUUUGCAACUAUCAAACGGUGUACAUGCACAAUGCGAGGAAUCAGCAGUUCAGUUCACCAGCCAAAGAUGUCAAUCAAUCACAGCAGUUCUACACCCUGCCGACAAGAAGGCCUCAACGAGAGAUCGAACCACCUCGUAGUGUUACGCCAGAUAUCACCAGAGGUCUGGGACGUGGUUCUCUUAAUAGCAUGCAUAUGCUAGCGAAACAGGGUCAACAGAGGGUCACGGUUGUUGAGAGCGAGCAGGCUCAACACGUUUUCCAAGUGGACGCGGAGAAAAGAAAUUUGGAGCAAGAGGAGACAACAAGAGGCAGAUUUGUGCAGAAUCAACCUCAAUCGGUCGUGGAUGUUAGAAAUAGAUUCGCAACACCUCUAAGUCAGGCUGCACACGGCUAUCGAUUCUUCGCAUCUUCACCCGCCAACGAUCCUCUCACGAGGUCUCCUAACGCGGACGUUCUAAGGAAUAAUCCAAUUUCGCCGAUCGGGCACGGUGGCUACAAUAACGGCUUCAAAUCGUCCACUCCCACCAGCCAGUACGGACGAUCGGUGCCAACCGUGGCGGAACGUCUAGCUCUGACCACCGCCGGCAAUAAUUGCUCGUCGCCGAUACCAACAAGCAGUUCCUCGGGUAGAAGCACUCCCGUCCAAACCUCUUCCGGUAGAACCACGCCGACUAAUUUGGUUCUGUCGCCCACCAAAAGUACCAUGUCCAAUGAGGAGCUAUUUGCCGCGAUUCAUAAGUCAAAAAAGAAACUCAAUAUCAAGCUCAACGAAAACGACAACGAGAACCUAUCGCCGUACGGAUCAAUGAACUCCCUGGUGAAAACACCGGCCGGCACCAGGCACAGCUGGAGCCCGGAAUCUCAAAAAACUUCUUUAGAGAUACCGACUACGGUGCAAUCGCCUACGUCACGAAUGGAUUUCAAACGUUUGCUCCUUCAGCAAAGUGUAAAAGCCAGUCCUAUACGGCUAUCGGCGGCGGAGCAGCUAAAACUAUCGCGCCAGCAAUGUCAGCAACAGCAACAGCAAUCAUCACCAAACGCUCAUCAGAGUCCCUUGACGAAAGUCCUGAGUCCACGCUCGGUUUGGAGGUUUCAGACCCCGAGAACCGACGUUCUUUCGUCCACUAUAAUCGAGGAUACCGCGGCGGAGGAGAAAGCGAUGAAGCCCUCGCCGGAGAAUACGUCUCCCAUUUCAAGACUGAAUUCUAGGCGGCAAUUGGAUCUCUGCAUCGAUCUACCGAAUCAUUUGCGUAUCACCGAUUGCAAGGAUCUCAACGAUAAAUUAACGGCGAACAAGACGUCUACAAACGAACUCAAUCUCGAUCCCGCAAUCAAAUCAUUAAAUCAAAAUAACCAUAUUCGAGAAUUAAUCAUCUCAAAUAAUCCUACACAAAUCACAUCUCCCGUGAAAACCACGAUAAUCGAUCAAGAUACUUCAUCUUUGUUGUCUCAAAACGACAUUCGCGAUAGCGCCAACACAGCGCUGCAGUAUUUGAAAAGUAAUACGCUCGAAUCUAAGAGUCAGGAUCCCUUAAGUGCUCUCGAGUCGAGGAGAAUCAGUAACCAAUUGGCGAGAGCCCAGUUCCUGGCCAGUACACCCACCAGCACUAAUCCAUCGCAGAAUCUCUACUUCAGUAAGAGAUUUAGAGCGCGAUCGGAAUCUCCGCGACACGCGGUAACACAAAAUGUUGCACCGCGAAGUCCGAGUGCUCCUACUCUCGAAACCGCUCUGUGAUCCGCGAAUAUGUCGAUAAUGAGGACAACGGCCUUGCACAAACCUUUAACUCUUCAUUAUUGUACAAUAUAUAUUAGCAAGUUGAGAUAACUUAAUAGUCAAAAUUUAAUAUACCCAAUUAUUAAAUUGCAGGUAAAGCAUUUAUGCAUACAAGAGUUUGUUAAAUUAAAACUGACUUGAAUAUAUAUUAUGACAUAAUGUCUGUAAAAAAACAAAGCAGUGUUUUAAUUAUAAUAGUGAAUUUGAUUUCUAGAGUUUUAAUAAACUAUUAGUAAUAAUAAACUAAUAGUAUUAAUAAACUAUUUAUAAAAUUUUUCUUGCAGGUAACUAAUGCAACUAAAAUUUUUUAAUAACGAUAUCUUAUUUAGUACAUUAAUGAAGAGGUAAUAGCAAGGAUAUCUGAAUCCACUUAGAAAUUUCGACGCGAUGUAUUUAUUAACUAUGAUCUAUUUAAAUUGAAUUUUUUAUCCUAAUUAUAUAUAUAUAUAUACAUAUAUAUAAUAGCAGCUUGCAUCUGCUAAAUGACAAUAAUUUAUAAACGUGAUAUCGGUAAUUAGUAUUGCAAGGCUUCUUGCAUAAAGCAAACAAUCAACGCAAUAAUAUCAUAAUUAUUACGUCAUAUUCUGUCAAUCGAAUGUAAAAUUGAUUUUGACACGUUAUCUUAUGUAAUUCAAAUCGGUCUGCUAAAUCUCGUAUACGUAAUUCAAUCAAAUAAUAAGCAAUAAAUAAGAUAUUCUCGACACUAAUAAUCUCAAUCGAAUGCCUAUUUUAUAUAACCGUUUUAUAAAGAACCAUUUUACGUAUGUACGAUAUUAUAAAUUUAGUCUCGAAUUAAGACGCAAUGCCGUAAAUAUCAAUAUACCGAUGUAUUGAUAAUAAUAUAUUCGAUAUUUUCUCAUUCUUUAUGCUAAGCGAGCCUUCUUCUAACGAAAGAAAACGAUUUGAUCUUUGUAGGAUCUCAAUGCUUACGAUCGAACGCUCUUAAAAAACAAAAUAAAAAUUAAAUGAGUAUUAUAAUCUCAUCUUGAUACAUAUUCUUAAACACAAGAAAUGCAGAUGCAUUAUAUUCUUUAUAACAGUAAUGCACAAAGUUUCGUUCGCGGAAUUCUAUCCGCAACACGAAAAAACUAACGACAAAGCUCCUUCGUAGUUCUAAUAAGAAUUUUAUUGUUACCUUUAUUCAAAUGGAGAUAUUAUGCAGUAUUUUAUAAUUUGGGCUAACAAUUUUAAUUUAUUUACGGAAAUUAGAAGGAUAUUGGUAGUCAAUAGCCGCAUGAAAACUAUGUACGGUAAACUAUUAAUCGCUCGUAGAUGAUAGAAAUUGACGAGUUGAGUAGAAUUAUUUAUUAUUAAAAAAUUUUUAAGAUUGUUCAUGAGACAAUUAUUGCCAAGAUAUUUUUACUAAGCUAAGAAGUAACGUCAUCCGAUAAUCUUUUUCAUUUUAUUUAAAAAACCCUGGUAAAAAAAUUUUUUAAAGAAUUUUUCUGAAAUAUUCUAAUAAGAGAAAUAAUUGAAAUAAAGAUUAAAGAUUAAAAAUAUUUUUAAAAAAUUUCUUCAGAUUAAAGUUUUCUUUGGAAAUUAUAGAACAAAAACGUACAUUUUCUGUUUCAAAUUAUAAUUUUUAUUAUGAGUAUAAAAAGACAUGAAUCAUAAUUUAUUUAUCUAAUUAUCAUAGAAUUUAUUUUUGUCUUCUUCAUAAGGGAACUAUUUUUUCAUUGUAAAUUUCUUAUGCGGAAAUGAGAAGCGAAAAUUGUAAUUGUUGUGCUUGAUAAACAACCAUCAUUGAUUAUGAGUACUAUUAUCCUGAAAUAUUUAUAUGUACAGAAAUCUUAUAAUUAAAAUAUGAAAAAUUUUCUUAAGAAUAUUAUAAGAUAUUAUGAGAAUUUUUUUACCAGAGGAAUGACGAAAAAAUAAAUUCUAAUACAACUCGCGAUUUAUCGUUUACCGUACGAAGUUUGUCAUUAUGCAUCGGCAAACUCGUUUGCCGACGACGCCAAAUCGGGAGUUCAAUCAUUAAUGUAUUAAUUUAUUUGUCGACCUCGACAGCAAGAUCCAACUCCCCAAGUUCGCUUCGGCGAAAAUUGUAUAUAAUUACGAUUACGCGAGUAGCAUAAACCGAUUUUAAGUCUCGAUCGCUUGCUAGUCUAGUCGAGAUAGAAUUUAGUACGUAUACAUAUAUAUAUAUAUAUAUACUGCGUUUUGGAGAUUUUUCGAGCAGAAAAGUGCCGUUAAUCACAUGCGUAAUCUAUCACGUCGGAUCGAUUUUGUACGAUCAUCGAAUCGUAAAUAGAGAGAAUAUACAAAUUAUAUAUGUAAACAUAUGAACAAGGAGGAUAACGAUGAUAUGUAUAGCGUAAUACAAAAGUUGCCUUAAUUAAAUUAUUUCGAACUGCGCCGAGGUAUCGUCGACGAGGCGUUGACGUCGAUUAUUUACAAUCGCGCAAGGGACGGAAGUAAUUUUGCAAAAUAUAACCCGCUAGGUCUUAAAGCUGGAAACGUGUUUUGUACUUUGCUCAGAAUAAAUGAAAAUAUUUCGUGAGA